This is a messenger RNA of Corythoichthys intestinalis (scribbled pipefish), 2673 nucleotides long. RefSeq names its product shootin 1 (gene shtn1). Gene Ontology annotation, cellular component: axonal growth cone; cell leading edge; cytoplasm. The record is from RefSeq and is a predicted model, not a curated record. The transcript is spliced from 16 exons. The coding region runs from base 983 to 2482 and encodes 499 amino acids. Gene Ontology annotation, biological process: positive regulation of neuron migration; neuron projection morphogenesis. Lineage: Eukaryota; Metazoa; Chordata; Actinopteri; Syngnathiformes; Syngnathidae.
UAAAAUCCGCUUAUGGUAGGGGUCAGUAAUCCAUGGCUCUAGAGCCCCGUGUGGCUCUUUAGCACGGCCCUAGUGGCUCCAUGGAGCUAUUUCAAAAAAUGUUUGAAAAUUGAAAAAGAUGGAGGAGGCAAAUAUUUUUUGUUUUAAUAUGCUUGCUGUAGGAGGACAAACAUGACACAAAUGUUCUUAUAAUUCAUUAAUAUUGUAACGAAGUUAAACUUGACGUGGGAUCAUACAACAGCUGUAGUCACGUGCUAUUCUCUGUAGGAUGCACUGCAGGGAAAAUACACAUUUAAUUAUAAAGGCUCAUAUAUUUGUAGCAAACCUAUUCAUUUUGAUAGUAGACUAAUAUAGGUACUACAGAUACAUAAAGCAUGUGUUGCUUUUAUUAUAAGGCUUUUAAUUUUUUUUGCGGCUUUUUUGUUGUUGUUGUUGUUGUCCAUUAUGGCUUUUUUAACAUUUUGGGUUGCCGACCCCUGACGGGGGACCUACAGUAAAUGUGUGCUUUCUCUAAAUGGAAAGUACUGUACUCUAAUGCUAUAAAACAUAAUAUUUAAACCAAUUCCCACUCGAGAUGAAUCAUUUUAUUCAUUUUGAUUUUGUAAUGUAAUUUCAUGAUUUUUAGUUUUCGUUAGUACCGCUCAGUAUCGACACAGUGUAAAGUUCCACCUGUUGAAGUGAACUGUCAUAUUACAUAAACACUGGAAUGGUGUGACACAGUUAUGCAGUGUGUGUGAGAAACAACUUUGAAGUUUGAACUGCCGUGCGUGUUUGUGAACUAGUUUGCGCCAAAGAUUCAAAGUGCAGGUGUGUCAUUCGACGUCCACUUCCUGUUCAGAAUCUUCAUUAAACAAGAGAAAGACGCGAUGGCUUCUGAGAACUUUGCUAAAGAGCACAUUGCUGAUUUGACAAACAAAGCUCGAAGCGCACAUGUGGGAAUAUCAGACCUGGAGGAAGAAUAGCAGUUAAGAAGACAUUUACCAUGGAUGGAGGCUUUGGUUGUUUUGUGUGGACUGUGUUUUUGAUGAUGGUUGACUGGCACCCUUUGCUUCCCACAGCUAUACAGGAAUAUGAAGGCUUGCAAAUGAGGCAUGAAGCAGCAACUAAGGAGUGUAAGAUACUGGAAGAGGAACGAGAUGAGGCCAUUAAGAGACUCACUGAAUUUCAACAAGUUUCUGCAAUGGUCAUUGAAGAGGUCAAUGCCAUCCAGGAGAACCUGGAGGUUGAGAGAACAUGCAGAGAAAGCGCUGAAGCCCUGGCCUCCAAGUUGAACCAUCAGAACCGCUCCCUGAAACGGAAAAGCAUGAUGUUGCUGUCCUACCUCAGCCCGGAAACCAUUAGUGAGAUAAACAUUGAGGAUGAAGAUGAAGGUGACGAGCUAAUGGCUGCCAACUGCUUGUCAACCACGUGCCAGACCAAAAUCUCAGACCUGCAAAGUAAAUUGCAGUUGACACAGAGGGAGAAAGAUCAAGUAGGUCAUGAUCUUGCAAGGCUGACAGAACAACUAGAGGAAACACGGCAAGAACUGCUGAAGGAAAAACACGAGAACACCAAUUUAACGGCUGAGACAGUACAGCAAAAGAAGCUACUGAAAAAAUAUAACAGAGUGUCUCAAUUUGCUGUUGAGGAAUACAAAGUCUUGCAAGAUACUUUGAACCUGGAGCGGGAUCUGAGAGAGGGAGCAGAGAACUUUGCCAGAGCAAUGGUCGUUGAGCAAAAGAUGCUGAAGAGACAGAGCCAUAUCCUGAUGCAGACCUCCUCCCCAAGCCACGCAUUACAGGAGGCGCUCAGCCAGGUUACAUUACUGACCAAGGAUUUGGAAACCAUGAGGCAGGAGCACCAGAGCCAGAUAAAGCAACUGGAGGACAAAUUGAGUAGUUGUGAGACACUAAAGGAGCUGACAGCCUUGAGGUGUAAACUUGAGCUUGUGGAGGAGGAGAAGAGGGAUUUCAGUGACAAGUGCUCCAAGGCCCAAGCGGAGGUCAAGGAUCUGAGGUUUACAGUUGAGGAACUUCAAAAGAGACUACAGACAGCUACCAACCCUGCACAUCCUCCUGGACCACCAUGCCCACCGCCACCCCCUCCACCACCUCCUCCAACCCUUGCAGCAGCCUUAAACCCACUCAGCUCCCUGCUGUCAUUGAUCAGAAAGAGACAAAACAGCAGUGACAUUCCACUCGUGGUCACCAAUUCUGACAAGAAGCCAGAAAUGGAUGUCAGACAACAAGCUGUCGAGGAAAUGAUGAAUAGGAUCAAGAAAGGUGUUCAGCUUCGGCCUGUCGGUCAGAGACAUAACAGGAGUCAGCAGACAGGGAGGAUGCCUGCUCAAUCAGCCUUCCAGGAACUUAAAGCAAUCAUGGGAAAUUUUGACAGAACUGCUUCCCAAGAAAAAACAACACCUUCAUCAACAUCCCAAGAUGACGAACUAAAGAAAAUCCUGCUGAAACGGCGUGAUGUUCUGGAAGCAUCUAAAACAUCUUAAUUUUUUUUUUUUUUUUUUUUUUUAAUCAAGACAGCCAGUUGUAUUUUUUUCUGCUUUGCACGUUUCCUUUCAUAGAAGAAACAAAUAAAAAGACAAUAGUGAAUAAUUAAAUACAUCAGAAAUGAGUCAGAUCAGAGACCUUUUCUUCCAAGGAAAUGACGUGUCCCAAAAUGGCUUAGAAUUGCCUAGAU